This is a messenger RNA of Paramuricea clavata, 1503 nucleotides long. The record is from the annotation of a GenBank genome assembly. Lineage: Eukaryota; Metazoa; Cnidaria; Anthozoa; Malacalcyonacea; Plexauridae.
AUGAGAACAAGGUUUCCUGGCGCUGAGGACAACCUUCCUGGCGGUGAGCACAAGCUUCCUCACGCUGAGGACAAGGUUCCUGGCGGUGAGAACAAGGUGCCUGGCGCUGAGAACAAGGUUCCUGGCGCUGAGGACAAGGUCCCCGGCGCUGAGAACAAGGUUCCUGAUGCUGAGGACAAGGUUUCUGAUGCUGAGGACAAGGCCCCUGGCGCUGAGGACAAGGUUCCUGGCGCUGAGGACAAGGUUCCUGGCGCUGAGAACAAGGUUCCUGAUGCUAAGGUCAAGGUUCCUGACGCUGGGGACAAUGUUCCUGACGCUGAGAACAAGGUUCCUGACGCUGACAACAAGGUUCCUGACGCUGAGAAUAAGGUUCCUGACGCUGAGGGCAAGGUUCCUUCCGUUGAGGACAAGGUUCCUGGCGCUGAGGACAAGGUUCCUGGCGGUGAGGACAAGGUUCCUGGCGCUGAGGACAAGGUUCCUGACGCUGAGGACAAGGUUUCUGACGCGGAGGAGAAGGUUCCUGACGCCGAGGACAAGGUUCCUGACGGUCAGAACAAGGUUCCUGACGCUGAGGUCAAGGUUCCUGACGCUGAGGACAAGGUUCCUGACGCUGAGGACAAGGUUCCUGGCCCUGAGGUCAAGGUUCCUCACGCUGAGGUCAAGGUUCCUCACGCUGAGGACAAGUUUCAUGGCGGUGAGGACAAGGUUCCUGGCGGUGAGGACAAGGUUCCUGGCGGGGAGGAAAAGGUUGCUGGCGGUGAGGACAAGGUUCCUGGCGGACAGAACAAGGUUCCUGACGCUGAGGUCAAGGUUCCUGACGCUGAGGACAAGGUUCCUGACGCUGAGGACAAGGUUCUUGGCGCUGAGGUCAAGGUUCCUGACGCUGAGGUCAAGGUUCCUGACGCUCAGGACAAGUUUCCUGGCGGCGAGGACAAGGUUCCUGGCGGUGAGGACAAGGUUCCUGGCGGUGAGGACAAGGUUGCUGGCGGUGACGACAAGGUUCCUGGCGGUGAGGACAACGUCCCUGGCGCUGAGGACAAGGUUCCUGGCGCUGAAGACAAGGUUCCUGACGCCGUGGACAAGGUUCCUGACGCUGAGGACAAGGCUCCUGACGCCGACGACAAGGUUCCUGACGCCGAGGACAAGGUUCCUGACGCUGAGGUGAAGGUUCCUGACGCUGAGGACAAGGUUCCUGGCGGUGAGGACAACGUCUCUGGCGCUGAGAACAAGGUUCCUGACGCUGAGGACAAGGUUCCUGACGCUGAGGACAAGGUUCCUGACGCUGAGGACAAGGUUCGUGACGCUGAGGACAAGGCUCCUGGCGCUGAGGACAAGGUUUCUGGCGCUGAGGACAAGGUUCCUGGCGGUGAGGACAACGUCUCUGGCGCUGUGAACAAGAUUCCUGGCGCUGAGGACAAGGUUCCUGACGCUGAGGACAAGGUUCCUGACGCUGAGGACAAGGUUCCUGACGCUGAGGACAAGGUUGCUGGCGGUGAGGACAAG